AUGAACUACGCAUUUUACUCAAAGUUUCUUCUAGAACAAACUACUGAUAUCGUGGAACUUCGUAAGCUGCGAGAUUCCAUUGGAGAGAUUUCUACCUCAACACCAAGUAGAUAUUACAAUGAACUCUUUAACGCAGCGGUGUCCGCAAUUCAAACUGUUGAGUCGAGUAAAAAGAAGUCAACUGCCUCAACUACAAUGGAGACAUCUAUCACUGAGACAGCGGAAAUCCCUGUGACCAUCCCAGAAAGUAGUGUUACUAACCAAAUAGAGACAGAGCCCGUUUCCGAGUACAGUGUUCCGAAUAAUAUCACAACUCCUUCCAGUAAAGAUCUGAAUAUGGAGAUAGACGAAGAGACACCAGCCUCUGAACCUGAGAUCCAAAAUAGAAACAACAAAGAACCACCAGCUAAAAAGAGAAAGAAGAAGAAAAAGUCUGCCGCAGCUACAGAAAAUGUUGACCCAUCCAUGACCCAGAAAAGCUGCACUCCUUCGGAAUCUCUUUUCAAUCCGGAGCCCACACCUAUUACUGCAUCAGAACCUACGGAGGAGACUACCAACAAAGCCACAGAGCCUUCCACUUCAGUAGAAAAAGCUCAGUCAGUAAAGAAUGCUAAAGUCCUCAUCCGUGGCCUUCCUGAUGAUUUUAGUACAGAUGAAAUAUCCCUUGAAUUAGGGAAGCGGAUCAUUGAAAUCCUGAAAAUAGUUCAGUUUAAGAAGAAAGUGGGUGGAGCCUUUAGGCCCCUCCCCCUGAACCUCAUCGUUAUGCCAAUGCUAGCCAAUCACGAGAUGAUCUACCAUAUUGAGAGCAUCAAGCAGAUCCCGAUCAGCAUAGAGAAAUACCACGGCGGCAGCUGGCCACUGCAGUGUUUUCGAUGUCAGAGUUUCGGUCACACCCAACGCUCCUGCACCUCCAGCCUAAGAUGCAUGAAAUGUGCCGAAGGGCACUAUUCAUUCCAGUGCAGAAAGAGCCGAGACUCCCUAGCUAAAUGUUGCAAUUGCAUGCAAAACCACACCUCAAAUUUCACUGGGUGCGACGCCCGCCCCAGUCGAACGAGGAAAACGACCAAGGACAAGCCUACUUCUACAGCCCACAGACUUAUUAGUCUCAUCAGUGAACUUAAUGACUUGCUGAAGGACCAAGACGUGCUGCAUCUUCUCACAACUUUAAUCCAGGGGAAUUCCCCAUCCAACUGA
Parasteatoda tepidariorum (common house spider) is the source of this 1194-nucleotide messenger RNA. The record is from RefSeq and is a predicted model, not a curated record. Lineage: Eukaryota; Metazoa; Arthropoda; Arachnida; Araneae; Theridiidae.